AUGCCAAUCACGAACGCACCGGUCGUAAAUAAGGCGACGCGGUUGCGCGUACUCGCGCUGUACAAGGAGCUGCACAGGCUCGGACGGGAUUACCCUGAUCCCUCAUACAAUUUUCACGGGAAGCUGCGCGGGCUGUUUGAGAAGAACAGAAAUUUACAAAAUCCAGAAGAUAUUGAACGCGCGAUUAAGCUUGGAGAAUAUAUUAGAAACGAGACACUUGCACUCUACUCCCUCCGCAAAUACCGACAUCUCAAGCGCAUGUAUCCUGACUCCCCGGUCUCACCUUCCGAUCUGCCUGCGUAG
Molecule: messenger RNA, 303 nt
Organism: Sparassis crispa
Lineage: Eukaryota; Fungi; Basidiomycota; Agaricomycetes; Polyporales; Sparassidaceae
Exons: 4
Coding region: 1-303 (100 amino acids)
Biological process (GO): respiratory electron transport chain
Cellular component (GO): mitochondrion
Source: RefSeq, a predicted model, not a curated record